AUGUUAUCAUCAUCCAUAACAUUAUCAUCAUUAGUAACAUUAGAAGAAUCGCAAGAAACGGGCGAAAACGUGGAGCUACCAAAUGAACCAAUUUCACCGCAAUAUGUGAUACCGAUAACACCAAUUAAUGCAUCACCAAUUUUAAUACCAUCGUUUACCUCAUAUGGUACCGCCAGUCAUGAAACUAAUUUUGACCAUAACGACGUCAAAUAUCAAUGUUGCCAUGGCUAUAUGCAUAUUACAUUAGCAGCUCGGAUUAUUUCCAUUGUUUAUCUUUGCGGUGCGGUAUUUAUUGUAUUUCUUACCGCAUGUUCGCAAGGUGCUACUUUAGCAUUCUAUUCGAUUGCAUCAUUCGCUUUUGCAUUUUCUAUUUUUGGUACUUUAGCAUAUGGUAUUUUUAAAGAAAAACAAAUAUUCAUUUUACCAUAUAUAAUUUUUCAA
This is a messenger RNA of Acanthocheilonema viteae, 441 nucleotides long. The record is from the annotation of a GenBank genome assembly. NCBI's taxonomy places the organism in Eukaryota, Metazoa, Nematoda, Chromadorea, Rhabditida, Onchocercidae.